GAACAUUUACCUGGAAAGUCAUUUACCUUUUGGGUAUGGCUCGAAGCAAUACUGGACCUAAUUAAAAAACACAUUCUUCCUCUUUGGAUUGACGGGUAUAUAAUGGGAUUUGUGAGCAAGGAGAAAGAACGAGUUUUGCUCAGGGACAAAAUGCCUGGAACAUUUUUAUUAAGGUUUAGUGAAAGCAACCUGGGGGGAAUUACAUUUACCUGGGUGGACCAGUCAGAAAACGGAGAAGUAAGGUUCCACUCAGUGGAACCCUAUAAUAAAGGUCGUUUAACUGCGCUGCCAUUUGCUGACAUUUUGCGAGAUUACAAAGUUAUUUUGGCAGACAAUGUUCCUGAAAAUCCACUGAAAUAUCUGUAUCCAGAUAUUCCCAAAGAUAAAGCCUUUGGCAAAUACUACAGCAGUCAGCCAAAUGAAGUCUCAAGACCUACAGAAGGAGGGGUCAAAGGUUAUGUCCCCGCUGUAUUUAUCCCAAUCUCCAAAAUCCUGUAUGAUUCCACAGAUCCACAUUCUCCAUCAGAUCUUCUUCCCAUGUCUCCAAGUGUUUAUGCUGUGCUGAGAGAACACCUGAGUCCCACAGUAAUUGAAACUGCUCUGAGUUCUCCAUAUUCAGCUGACUGAAAUGCAGACACCAUGAAGAACAACAAAGCAGCCAAAAUGCUUUAUAAAAUGAAAGUUUAAAAAAAAGAAGUUGUUUAUGCAGCUUUGUAAAUAAGGGUUUCCUGGAAGCCAAUGCGAUGUUCUUCUUGGGCCUACAUGUACUUUCAAAUGCAUGUAAAUCAGAAGCCUCCCCAGAGAAGUCACUGAAGUUACAAACAUCUGGCAUCAUUUGCGUCCUGCCACUGAAGUUCUCACUCAAGGGAAUAUUACCUCUUAACUCAAUGGGCCAAAUCUUUCCCUGGUGUGCAACUCCAUUGACUUCAGUGGCGUUACACUAGGUAUGAAUUUAGCCCAGUGGGACUGCUUAUGGAAAUAAGGACUGCAGUAUUGCUGUAAAAUAGGACUUAUGGUAGGAUGGAGAUGUUCUGUUCAUGAAACAUUUUGAAAGCAAGACUUUAGAAUAACUAAAGAGAGUUAAGAUGUGUUCAGAAAAUCAGGAUUCAUGCUGUACAUUUCAUGUUCUGUUUUUAUAAUGUCUAUUUCUUUGGCUUUUAUUUUAAAUUAAAGGUUCUCAUCCGUCCCUUCAUGACACUGACCGUAGGUGCCAGGAGUCAGCCUUUGCUGCCAUGAACGGCUUUCAGUACAAAGGGACAGAUUUUAUCUUCCUGCAGUAAAAUCCAUGGAAGGGAAGGAGGAGGAGAAGGGAAUAAUGAGAAUAGAAGAGUUCUCUAGAAACUCUAGAGCAGGGGUGGGUAGUAAAUUAGUUUUUGCUAAGGUCUAAAUUUCUCAGUCUAGGUAGAGUCAAGGUCCAGACUCCAGAGAAAAUAAUAAAAAUAACGAUAAUAAGUAAAUAAAAAGAUUUUGGGGUCCAUUUAAAAGUAUCCGGCAGUCCGAAUUUGUCCUGCGGGCCACCUGUUGAUUACCCCUGCUCUAGAGGCACUACACUUCGAAGGUCACUAAAUUUCUGUACCUCCAUUCCGCAUUUGUAAAGCAGGGUUAAUAAAAUCUCUGUCUUGCAGGACAGUUGUGAGAGUAAAUUUAUUCAUGGUUGUGAGGCACUAUGAUGAGUACCUCAGAAAAGCCCAUGAAGAAAGAAAACAGUCCUUAUUCAAUGCAGGGUUUAGAUGGUGUGCCAUAAUCAAGGCCUUAGGGACACAGAAUGAUUAAAAAGGAUACCAAAGAGCUGCUUCAUUUGCUGAGUACUGUCCAACUUGCGCCUAGUCAUAGUCCAAAGUUACAAAAAGAGCUAAAUUACCUCAGAUACAGAUGUAAAUAAGCAGAAUAACCAGUUCUUAACAUAAAAGGUUAUUUGCCUUUUUAAAGCAGCCAAGUUACUGUUAGUCAUGACAGUCUGUCGUUUCUCAGAAUUACCCAUGACAACUUAACUGUUUUAGAAUAACUUAAACACUGACAAUUACAAAAGAUAGAUAUCCAAGUUCUGCCUGUGAAGUAUGCAGUCUUGAGCAUACUUAAUUGUGCAAGCAAAAUAUGCAUUUGUACAAGCAAGCGGUAAGGUACAACAUAGGCCUGGUCUGUGCUAGAAAUUAGAUCAGUUUAACUAUUUCGGUCAGGAGUAUGAAAAAUCCACAACCCGAGUGGCAUUGUUAAACCAACCUAAGUCCUCAUGUAGACAGCACUAUGUUAAUGGAAGAAUUCUUCCGUUAACCUAACUACUGCCUCUCGAGAAGGUGGAUUACCUAUGCCCAUAGGAGAACCCCUUUCUUCAGUGUAGGUAGUGUCUACAGUGAAGCGCUACAACUGUGCAGCUGUGCCACUAGAGCAUUUUAAGUGUAGGCAAGCCUUUGGCACCUGAGAUGAAAUCCUCGCCCCAUUGAAGACAAUGAGAGGUUUGUUAUUGACUUCAGUGGGGCCAGGAUUUCAUGCCUACUCCCCACCCCCAACAAAAAAGAGUGACCCUCAACAUUUACCAUACAGUUCUGUUUGCUGGGCACCUCCAAAGGUAUCUUACUAAGGCCUUUUGUGGGCCAUCCCUGGAGGCUCUCACAUUUAAAUAGAUAGUGUACCUGGGACCUGAAAGCAAAACGAUACCAAUGUAUUACCUUUGGUAGGCCUGUUUUAGCUCUUAGCCUAGUGGUUUCGCUGAUAGUACUAUAACAUUAAAUUGAAAAGUUCUAGAACAAUCUUAGGAUUCCUGCUCCUCUGGUCACGAGAAGUAAGGGUCAGUGCACAGAGCCACUAUGAGCAUCUCCAAGUAGCAGCAUAGGGAAAAAUCCGCCGGGGCAGGGAUGUAAGAUCAGAGUAUAUGGUUAGAAGUGGAAUAAGCAGUAGGGCGUCCAGCUCUUCCCCACUAGUAUUGUCCUCAGUUGUAAACUGUCGGGAAAGCAAAGGGAGAGCCCCAAUGAUCUGAUCCACCUGGCAUCUCCUUGCUGGGCAAAUGGAGUAUGUUUAAAAUAAAUGAAUACAUUUUUUUUCGCUGUCUAGUCUGAAUGAUUUGUACCUAGUCAGGGGGAUGUAGUCAAACUUUGAAAACCCAAUGACCGUAAGUAAUUCUCCAGAAACAUGGCAUAGAGCUGAUAUUAAACCGUGUAUAUAGUUUCAUAA
Terrapene triunguis (Three-toed box turtle) is the source of this 3168-nucleotide messenger RNA. Its product is annotated as signal transducer and activator of transcription 4-like. The transcript is spliced from 6 exons. The record is from RefSeq and is a predicted model, not a curated record. Gene Ontology annotation, biological process: cytokine-mediated signaling pathway; cell surface receptor signaling pathway via JAK-STAT; regulation of transcription by RNA polymerase II. Lineage: Eukaryota; Metazoa; Chordata; Testudines; Emydidae. The annotation marks the transcript as partial. Gene Ontology annotation, molecular function: RNA polymerase II cis-regulatory region sequence-specific DNA binding; DNA-binding transcription factor activity, RNA polymerase II-specific.